Molecule: messenger RNA, 2118 nt
Organism: Brassica oleracea var. oleracea
Lineage: Eukaryota; Viridiplantae; Streptophyta; Magnoliopsida; Brassicales; Brassicaceae
Exons: 2
Coding region: 1-2118 (705 amino acids)
Molecular function (GO): nucleic acid binding; RNA-DNA hybrid ribonuclease activity
Source: RefSeq, a predicted model, not a curated record
AUGAAAUGUGUCUCCUCAGUAGCUUACUCGUACCUCAUAAAUGGCGCAGCUCAGGGUCGAGUAGUACCUACCCGUGGGAUCCGUCAGGGCGACCCCUUGUCCCCGUACCUCUUCAUCCUUUGUACGGAAGUUCUAUCGGGGCUUUGCAAGAAAGCGCAGUCACAAGGGGAGGUGGUCGGUAUAAAAGUCUCCCGUAAUAGCCCAGCGAUCAACCACUUGCUUUUUGCGGACGAUACUAUGUUCUUCCAUAGGACAGACUCUAGGAGCUGCACUGCCCUUCUUUCGAUCCUCAAGAAAUAUGAAGGCGCCUCGGGACAAUGCAUCAACCUUGAAAAAUCAUCUAUAACCUUUGGAGCAAAAACCCUGGGAGAAGACAAACGACGCAUCCGCGAGCUGUUCCAUAUAGAGAAUGAGGGAGGCAUAGGCAAAUACCUAGGGCUGCCGGAACACUUCGGGAGAAAGAAACGCAAUAUCUUCGCAGCCCUAGUUGAUCGUAUGCGACAGAAGGCACAAAGCUGGACUAGUAGGUUCCUUUCAGGGGCGGGCAAAAUGGUACUAUUGAAGGCGGUCCUGGCUGCAAUGCCUACCUACUCCAUGUCUUGUUUCAAGUUGCCCUUAUCGCUCGUCAAGCAGCUCCAAUCCGUCCUUACGAGAUUUUUGUGGGAUCUCUCCCCUGAGAUCAAAAAGAUGUGUUGGGUUUCUUGUAGUAACCUCCCAAAACCAAAAAACGCGGGGGGUCUUGGGUUUAGAGAGAUAGCACAAUUCAAUGAUGCGACGCUUGCAAAAAUAUCUUGGAGGAUCCUUAAGGACCCCAACUCUCUUCUCGCAAGGAUUGUGAUCGGGAAGUACUGCAUGAGGACCCCUUUCCUUGAAGAAGUAAGCAUAUGGACUGAACCAUGGUUAUCUACAUCUGAGCCUAUAUCCCCAAUCGGGCCUCCAACUAACGAGAAUCAGUUCUGGAGUGUGUCAAAGCUAAUAGACCCUACCUCGAAAGACUGGAAUGUUGCUGCUAUACAAGAGACCCUACCUCAGUAUGAGGAGGAUAUCCGCAAGCUAGUUCCUAGCUCUUUUCAGUUGGAGGACGAGAGAGUCUGGCUACCAAACGCCAAUGGAAUCUACUCGACAAGAUCAGGCUAUGCGAUUGCAAAACUCUUCAAUGGCAAUGUGAAGGACAAGGAGUUUGAUUGGAAAAAGUGUGUAUGGCAGGUUGAGACCUCCCCGAAGAUUAAACACUUCCUUUGGAAAUCAAAUUGCAAGGCUCUGCCGGUUGGAUCUUUGCUGGAAGCUUGUGGCCUCUCGGUAUCUCCGGUCUGUCGACGUUGUGGGGCUCAGGAAACUGGGUUACAUAUCUUACUCCAAUGCCCUUUCGCUGUGAAGGUUUGGGAUUUUCUUCCAUGUCUCCACAAACCAUCACACACCAACAUCGAAUCGAUCGCCCAACUGCUUCUACAUUGUAGAAGAAUGAUCUCACUUCCUCCAACAGGGUUAGGAAGCACCCCACUGUAUCUGUGGGUUCUUUGGGGUCUUUGGACUAAUCGGAACAAACUCUUAUUUGAGGAUAAGAGUUUCUCGGAAGAAUGCUCAGUGUUGAAAGCGAUCCAAGAUGCUAGAGCUUGGAAGGCUGCUCAGACUUAUGUCGAAAAGCCUUCUCUACCACAUUAUGUGGUCCCAUACGGUUCUCUCCCAACUGCUAACUCUUAUACAUGGUCUUCUUUCUCAGAUGCAGCUUGGGACUCUUCAACAGGUAACUGUGGUAUGGGCUGGCAACUCCGAGAUUCCUUGGAUGUAUGCGCAGAAACAUCUUCCUCUCACCGGCGUUUUGUGCCCUCGACUCUUAUGGCUGAGGCUCUGGCGGUUAAAGCUGCAUUAACGGCAGCUAUCUCAUCACAUGUCAGUAGUCUUCGUGUCUACUCGGACUCAAAGUCUCUCAUCCUGCUCUUGAAGUCUCAGGGACAAGAUGUUAGCUUGAAAGGCGUUCUCCAUGAUAUAAAAAUCUUGGCUCGCUCUUUUGAAUCUAUCUCCUUUUGUUUUAUUCCGCGUUUAGCGAACUCUGUUGCUGACUCUAUUGCUAAGACUGCUCUGUAUUCUCUACACUUCUCUGUUCUCGUAACAGAGUAA